Messenger RNA from Pocillopora damicornis (cauliflower coral), 1095 nucleotides. RefSeq lists its product as uncharacterized. Lineage: Eukaryota; Metazoa; Cnidaria; Anthozoa; Scleractinia; Pocilloporidae. The record is from RefSeq and is a predicted model, not a curated record.
AAUUAGGUUUAAAUAUUGGAAACUAAUCGAGUUCCAUCACGUCCUCGACCGAGUCGAACAGGGAUGUAAAAGAUUAUGGAUUGCGAGAUGAGCAAAUCGAAGAUAGUUAUCGGAAUAGUGGUCGUUGCAGCAAUCAUCUUUGUUGGCGCUAUGGUAGGGACCUCGUUACGAAAACUAAGCACAGAGGAAGUCGGUGUGGCGUACAAUAUCCAUGAGAAAAAGCUGUCAACUGAGGUGAAGAGGGAGGGGCUUCACUCUGGUUCUCCUGGUUACCGCUUCAUCAUCUUUCCCAGUGUGUUUCAGAGCAUAAGUUUCGAUGACCUGGAGUGUCUAAACAAAGAUGGCAUCGAGAUAGAGUUGAAUGUACAGUUUCAGUAUCGGGCAAGACCCAAGGAACUUCGAGAUCUCAUUUUGCAGUUUAAAGACAAAGACAGCUACUUGAAACUACUAAAGAGCAUUGCUGAGUCCGCCAUCCAUGAUUCUUGUAGUGCGUUCAAUACCACACAGCUACAAUCUGAAAGAGCUUCAUUUCAAGAUCUCGUCCGUAAAACUAUCGGUCGAAGAUUUGACAAUGUAGGAGCUGAUGUCGAAGACCUACAGGUUGAAAACAUCAUGCGCCCUGAAUCCUACGAAAAAGUCAUCCGAACUAAAGAAGCCGCCAAAGAAAACAUCAAGAUAGCAGAGAAUGAACGUCCACGACUUGUUGUGGAAGCGAAAUCUGAGAAAGAAGAAGCUGUCAAGCAAGCUGAGAUCACCAUCCAGCGGGCGGAGUCGGAGGCCAGGGUGCUCUUGUCCAAGGCGGACGCAGAGGCCAGCAGUAUUAGAGCAGCAUACGCUGCAGAAACGGCAGCAUUCCAGAAACUCAAGAACGACACCCUUAGUAAUAGUGUAGCAGGACUUCUGUCGUAUCUUGGGGUGCGACUUAUCGCUGAGAACAAUAACACAGUUAAUGUAGCGCUGGAUGCUCCAGCUAAAACCAAGUAUACAUACACCUAACCCUUUAGUGCCCAACGCCUAAGCUAUAAUUCACCCUUGAAGCUGCUGCAGAUUUUCCUUUGAGGGUUAUUGGUGUCAUUAAGAUAAUCCACUUGGCAA